AUGUUUGAUUAUAACCAGUUAAAUAAAUUGAAAGAUAAAAUUCAAUCAAGUGAUGGACUUCAAAUUAAAGAUAGAACUUAUUUAUAUAAAACAUACAGAUCAGUUUUUGUUGGUUAUGAAUGCGUUGAUUGGAUUUUUGGAAAUUGUCCAGAUAUAAAAACAAGAGAAGAUGCAAUUAAAUUAGGUCAAACUUUAUUUGAUGCAGGUAUUAUUUGUAAUGUUACAUCUGGUGCAGAUCCAAUAUUUAAAGAUGAUUAUAUAUUUUAUCAAUUUGAUAAUAAUAAAAAUAAUAAUAAUAUAAAUAAUAAUAAUAAUAAUGCAACAUCAACAGCAACAACAGCAACAGCACCUAUAACCCCAGUAUCUACUAAAAUUGGUAGUAUUGGUAAAUCAAGCAGUAAAUCAUCAACUGCUGUUGAUAAAAUGAAUAAUAAUAAUAAUAAUAAUAAUAAUAAUAAUAAUAAUAAUAAUAAUAAUAAUAAUAAUAAUAGUAAUAAUAGUAAUAGUAAUAAUAAUAGUAGUAGACGUACAUCAUCAGUACCUCCACCAGUAUUAGUAACAGCAUCAUUAUCGUCAUCAACAUCAUCAUCAUCAUCGUCAACAACAUCAACAUCAUCAUCAUUAGCAUCAACAAAUACAAAUUCAAAUUCAACAUAUAAUAGUAAUAGUUUUAAUAAAAAACAUCAUAGAUAUAGUAUAAAUGAAUUAUCAAAAGUAGUAUUAGAAGAUUUAAAUACAGUGACAUUAGUUAAAGAUGAAUUAAUUCAAUUGAGUCAAGAAUUAAUGAAUGGAGAUAAAGGUUUAAAAUUACAAAAAAAGAAAAAAGGAGCAGCUGGUACAACAAUUUCUUGUUUUUCAGGUUCACAAUUAAUUGAUUGGCUAGUAAAGAAAUUAGAAGUCACAAGAAAAGAAUCAAUUCAAAUAGCUUCUGCAUUAAUGCAUUUAAAUAUUUUCAUUGAAGUUGGUACAAUCUUUAAUUCUUCAAAUAAUAAUAAUAAUAAUAAUAAUGGUGGUGGUGGUGUUAUGUCUUCAACACUUUCAACUACAAUACCUUCUUCAAUAUCAUUACAACAGUUAAGUAAUCAAUCACAAUCAAAUAGUAAUAGUAGUAGUAGUAGUAGCAUUUUAAAUUUAAGUUUUACAGCACCAAUAUCAAUAUCAUCAACAACAGCAACAAUGUCAUCAUCAUUAUCAUUAUCAACAACAGCAGCAACAACAACAACAACAACAACAUCAUCAUCAUUAUUAAAUAAUAGUAGUAGUGGUAGUGGAUUUUUAGUACCAACAUUACCAGCAUCAGUUUUAAAUAGUAGUAGUAAUAGUAAUAAUCAAUUAUAUUCAUCAUCACCAUUAUCAUUAUCAACAUCAUCUAUACCAGCAUUUGAUAAUAGAAUUGUUGAAGAUUGUGGUAAUGUUUUUUAUGAAUUUUUAACAAAACCAGAAGCAAUUAUUAAUCAUGUUGCAAUGAGGAGAUUGGAUGAUUUAUGUUUAACUCAUAAAUGUAUUUCAAUUAUACCGACAACCAUUAUCAAUACUAGUAAAUUUUUACGUAUUAUUGAUUUAUCAUUCAAUCAAUUAUCAGAGAGUAAUCAAUUGGAAUCAAUUGCAACACUUUAUAAUUUAGAAUCAUGUAAUCUAUCACAUAAUCAACUAUCGACAUUACCAAGUAGUUUUUCAAGAUUGGAGCUCCUAACUAAGCUAAUACUAUCUCAUAAUUGCUUUCAAGUUAUACCAAAUGUAGUCUUUCAAUUAUCAAAUUUAGAAGAGUUAUCAUUGGCUGCCAAUCAGUUAUCAUCAAUAUCGGAAUCGAUUGGGUCUUUGAAAAGUUUAGAGAAAUUGGAUUUAUCAUUCAAUAAACAGAUUAAUAAAAUUCCAAAAGAGUUGGGAUUAUUGGUUAGAUUGAAAUCUUUGAAUGUUUUAGGGUCAAAUAAAAUCAAUGAGUUACCUUCAUUCCUUUCAACGCUACCAUUAUUAGAACAAUUGGAUUUCUCUCGUGAUAUAAUUAAAUCACCACCAAAAGAAAUCACAUCAAAAGGGUUCACUCAUAUAAUUGGUUAUCUUAAAGAUUUAUUCGAAGGUACUGAAACACUUUCACAUAUAAAACUAAUGGUGUUGGGUAGUGAAAAAACUGGUCGUUCAUCAUUGGUAAAAGCAUUAACAAAAUCUCAAACUAAAUCAUUAUCUAGACAAUCUGCUAAUUUCUUAAAAAAAGUUACAUCAUCUGAAGUAUCUUUAAAUGACCCAAUUGAAAUAAUUCAAUUAAAAUUAGAUUUACCACCUGAACAACAAAAUGGUAUUAUGACUUCAUCAAGUAAUUUAAAUUUAUCAACUGGUACUUUACCACCACCAACACAACUAUCAUCAUCAACAUCAGAAUUAAAACCACAAAGAAAAGAUUCAUUUGGUUCUUCAAUGACAACACCAGAAAAGAAAAGACCAACAAAAAGAAAUGUAAAAUUAAUGAUUUAUGAUUUUAGAAUGCCAUCAAUUGAUGUCUAUUAUCAUACUCAUCAAUUCUUUUUAUCAGAACGUGCAUUUUAUUUAGUUACUUAUGAUAUCAAUAAAGAUUUAUCACAUAGUGGUUUGGAAUUUUGGGUUGAAUCAAUUAAAAAGAAAGCACCAAAUGCGCCAAUCUAUAUAGUUGCAACUCAUAUAGAUACUUUUAAUCAAUAUGGUGGUGAUAUUUUAGUACCAUUAAAUGAAAUUGAUCAAUAUUUAACUCAACGUUCAUUAGAAGUCACUGGUGUAAUUGGUGUUUCUUCAACAACUUUAAGAAAUAUUGAUUUAUUAAAAAAUGAAAUAAUUCAAACUUUAUUAAAUCAAAGUAAUAAUAAUAAUAAUAAUAAUAAUAAUAAUAAUUAUAAUAAUAAUAAACAAAGUAAUUCAAUUUCAACAACAAAUUGGUUAAAUGAAAGAAUACCAAGCAUUUAUAUAACAUUAGAAACUAAUUUACAAGAGGAAGCAAAGAAAAGACCAAUUGUAACAUGGGAUGAAUAUCAAAAUAUUGCAAAGUUAUCAAAUUUUACAACUUCAUCAUAUGAGAAAUUAGUACGUGCUACAAAUACAUUAAAUAGAUGGGGUUCAAUUAUUUGGUUUGAAGAUUCAAAAUCUUCACUUAAAGAUUUCGUCAUUUUAGAUCCACAAUGGUUUAGUGAUUGUUUCUAUAAAUUAUUAUUAGCAAAACAUUCAUUCAUUAAUUCCGAUGGUAUUUUAUUAUUAAGUAAUUUAAAAAAUAUUUGGAAACCAAAUAUUGUACCAGAACAAUUUCAUAUUAAAUUAUUAAAACUUUUAGAAAGAUAUCAAAUUCUUUAUACUUUAAAAAAUAAUUCAAAUUUACAACAAUUACAACAACAACAACAACAACAAAAAUCAUUUGGAAAUUUAUCAAAAGAAAAUAGUUUAAAUUCAAUGAGUUAUUCAAUUGAAUCAAGAUCAUCAUCUUCACCAUUACCAACAGUUGUAACCUUAUCAGCUGAAAUUUCAUCUUCACCUUCAUUAAGUUUAUCAAAUUCUUCACAAUCUGUAUUUACUAAUCCAAAUAAUAAUAAUAAUAAUAAGAGUGAACAACAACAACAACAACAACAACAACAACAACAACCACAACCAAUAUCAACAUCACCAAAACUUUUAAGAAAUUCAUUAAAAAAUUUAAAAUCAAUUGAAAAUAAUUCAUCUUCAUUAAGUAAUAAUAGUAUUUUAAAUAGUAAUAGUAAUAGUAGUGGUAAUUUAUUACAAAAUGGUAGUUAUAUAUCAUUUAAUCGUAUAAUUAUACCAUGUUUAUUACCAAAUGGUAAACCAUCACAUUUAGCUUCACUUUGGGACACAUGGAGUGGUGAAGAUGAACAUCAAAUUGGAAGAUAUUAUCAAUUUAGAAAUAUCUCAGCAAAGAAUUGUUUCGAAAGGGUAAUGGUUAGAUUCCUCUAUAUGAUGGAACCAAUCGUUUAUUGGAGUACUGGUAUUCUCUUUAGAAAAACUCAAACCUAUCGUGAAAACAUCAAAGAUAGUAUGUCAAGUUGUGGCACAUUGGUUGAAUUUGAUACAGUGACUCAACAAUUACAAAUCCGUGUAAGAGGCCAUGAAUUUGAUGCAUGUGCAAAACUAUUUCAAAUCGUUUUAGAAAAUGUUGAUACCAUCUUAAAGGAUUAUCAAAUUAAUCAAUCACAAACUUAUAUACCUUGCUCAUGUAGUUGCGAAUGUCGUGAUUUACCACACCUUUUCCCAAUUGAUUUAAUUGAAGAAACUUUUGGUAAAGGUGAAUCACAUACAAAAUGUCCAAUCACUAUGAAAUUGGUUUCCCUUUGUAAAAUUUCACCAGAUAUCACUCUAUCUUCAGUAUCUUCAAAUAAAAAAGUUUCAAAAGAGGAUUUAAUCUAUCAAGAGGAAAUUGGUGUUGGUGGUUUUAGUCGUGUUUAUAAAGGUAUCUAUAAAAAUAAUACAGUUGCAAUUAAACAAUUCAAUUUCGAAAGAAUGGAUUUAAUCGAUUCAACAAGUUUUAAUAAUUUAAAUAGUCUUACAAUUUCACCUUCAAAUUCUUCAUUAUCAAUUUCUUUAUCUUCUUCAACUUCAUCUUUAUCACCACCAAUUGUAAAUAAUAAUAAUAAUAAUAAUAAUUUAAAUAAUAAUUUAAAUAAUUUAAAUAAUAAUAAUAAACUGUAUAUACAACAACAACAACAAACUCAACAAAAUCAACAACAACAACAACAACAACAACAACAACAACAACAACAACAACAACAACAACAACAACAACAACAACAACAACAACAACAGCAACAACAACAACAACAACAAAAUCAGCAACAACCAAAGAUUUUACAAAGAAAUUUAUCAACAAGUUCAUUAUCAAGUAAUUCAUCACAAGGUGAAGAUUCAAUGAAUCAAAUUUCAAGUGGUAAAUUAAAUGCAAUUAAUGAAUUUAGAAGAGAAGUUUGGUUAAUGAGUGGUUUAUCACAUUCAAACAUCGUAUUGAUGAAAGGAUUUUGUUUUGAACCAUAUGCAAUCGUAAUGGAAUAUAUGGAUAUAGGUAGUUUAUCAUCAUUUUUGAAAAAGAAAAAAGAAGAUGGUCAAGUUUUAGAUUGGCAAAUGUUAUUAAAGAUUGUCACUGAUAUUGCCUCUGGUAUGGCGUUUUUACAUAAUAUCACACCACCAUUGGUACAUCGUGAUUUAAAAAGUCCAAAUAUUCUAUUGGCUUCUCAUCCAACCAAUCCAAAUGAAAUCUCGGCAAAAGUUUCAGAUUUUGGUCUAUCAAGAUCAAUUGUUCAAAACUUCUCUUCAAAGGUUGUCGAUAAUCCAACUUGGCAAUCACCCGAAGUAUUAAAAGGAAUGGAAUACAAUGAAAAAUCCGAUAUCUAUAGUUUUGGUAUGAUUCUUUGGGAGUGCUAUCAUUUAGAGUUACCUUUUGAUGAGUUCGAUUUUAAAUUUAUGAGCACUCUCGAAGAUAAUAUCUUAUCAGGUUUAAGACCAUCAAUCAAUCAAAAUUGUAAUAGAAUGUAUUCUUCUUUAAUCACUAAAUGUUGGAAUGCUGAUCCAAAUUUACGUCCAUCUUUUAAUUCAAUUUUAAAAACUUUAAAUGAAAUUAAAGAUUCAACAAUCAAUUCGAAAUAA
This is a messenger RNA of Dictyostelium discoideum AX4, 5604 nucleotides long. RefSeq names its product leucine-rich repeat-containing protein (gene roco8). The transcript is spliced from 2 exons. Lineage: Eukaryota; Evosea; Eumycetozoa; Dictyosteliales; Dictyosteliaceae. Gene Ontology annotation, biological process: intracellular signal transduction. Gene Ontology annotation, cellular component: cytoplasm. The record is from RefSeq and is a predicted model, not a curated record. The coding region runs from base 1 to 5604 and encodes 1867 amino acids. Gene Ontology annotation, molecular function: protein serine kinase activity; protein serine/threonine kinase activity; ATP binding.